AUGGAUUUACCGCUGCCUUUCGGCAGCUCCUCCGUGAGAGGUGUGAAGAAGAAGAACAAGCGCAGAUACUGCUGCGUUAAGGAUUGCCACAACUGCGAAGGUGAUGACGGCAUCAAAUUUUACCGUUUCCCUUCAAGACCGUGGGAAGCAAACCGGCGGCUGAAGUGGAUCGUCGCGGUUCGGCGCGUCAACGGUGAUGACCUCUCACAUUGGAGCCCGAAUAACAAUACGAGAAUUUGUUCGAGGCACUUCGUCAACGAAGAAAAAAGCAACAUCGAGAAUCAUCCGGGUUACCUGCCAACAAUAUUCCCACCCGUCUACAAGAAGCGGCCCACGGCUCCUGCUGCACAGAUUUCCAGGUUCAGCAGGUACCUACUUUACUCGUGCCGCGAAGUAGCAGAAUUUGAUGCUGAAGACGCCAGCAGCAGUGCCAUCUCUGUAGCAGCCGAGGUGACUGGCGAUUCUAUAGAUGCAGCAGCAUGGGAUGGCCUGAACGUGUUGUGUGCUGCCGCUGAGAUCCACGUAGCAGCCAGAUCAGUGGAAACUCAAACAUCGGAGACGAGCAGCGUGACCACAAGCUUUUCAGUGUUUAUUUGCUGCACUGAAGGCAACAACCUGUCAACGCAGAUAACCCACCACGAGACACGCGACUGUGAAGUGCAACACAUUCCGAAUGUUGCCAGCAGGCACAGUGGUCCAGACCAUCGGACAAGCUAUUUUGCUGGCCACGAAAGUGUUUCAAGGAGUACAAGUGCUCUUGAGGACUUAUGUAAUGUAAGUCAGGUGGUGUUCGCCGUGCUCUUGAGUGUGUUUCCGGUCUCGACUGAGCGCAGAUGUGACGUAUCUAAAGAAGACCGACUGCUGCUGUUCCUGAUGAAAUUGAAACUUGGCAUCAGCUAUUCAUCCCUGGCUACCCUGUUCAGCAUUAGUGAAACAUCAGCCUCACGGCAUUUCAAAAGUGUCCUCAAAACCUUGGCAUUUGCUACAAAGCAAUGGAUUUUUCGUCCUCCACUCAGAGUUAUUCAGGCUACCAUGCCAGACUGUUUUAGGGCACAUUAUCCGGACUGCACAAUGAUAAUUGACUGCACAGAAAUCCGCACUGAGCAGCCACCUACUGUACAGCAGCAGAGGACUCUGUACUCCCAGUACAAAGGCGGGUAUACUUUGAAAUUUCUUGUUGCGGUUACACCUGGCGGGUUGAUAUGUUUCCACUCAGAUGCGUAUGGGGGAAGGGUGUCCGACACACACAUUACUGUCGAUUCUGGUUUCCUUGAUGUCAUUGAGUCUGGUGAUAAAAUACUUGCAGACAAGGGAUUUCCUGGGAUACGAACAGUUAUUGGUGAACGAAACGCUGUACUUGUCAUGCCCCCAUUUUUACAAGGCCCUCAGUUCAGUGCUCAAGAAGUUAGGGACACACAUAAUAUUGCGCAAGUGCGAGUUCAUGUGGAGAGGAUGAUCCAGAGAAUUAAAGUGCAUAACAUCUUAAACAACAGGGUGCCAAUUGAAAUGAUAGCACUCAUGACAGACGUGUUUCACGUGUGCUGUGUGCUGGCGAACCUUCAGCCUCCAAUAAUUAAGUUCAGUUAAAUCACUGAGAAUCAAGUCAUCUAGCGUAGCAACUGCCUCAUUUAACAGAUCAUUUUUGUCAAUAUCCACAAGGUGGAGGAAGGUUCACAAAACAAAAAUUAGUAAAUGGCAGCCACAC
Dermacentor andersoni is the source of this 1705-nucleotide messenger RNA. The record is from RefSeq and is a predicted model, not a curated record. Lineage: Eukaryota; Metazoa; Arthropoda; Arachnida; Ixodida; Ixodidae.